UUCUUUCCCCCUUAUUGUGCGUCAUUCAUACACCUUACACUUUCUCCGAUCAAUCAGCAUCCACAUUUCACAUUUCUCGAUCUUUCUCUCUCCUCCUCACAAUGCACUUUCCCCUCUCCUUCCCGUCUAUUCCUCCCUCCCUCGGCGAUCUCCGCCGGCGAUGACCUAACUACCUCCAUUGAUUCCGGUGUGCUCUUGGAGAUCGUUCCUCCUUCUCUCCCUGCAGCCAUUUAUCCACAACUUCAGCUAUUAGCUAACCUGAGGAAUUUUAUCUCUCUUCCAAUUUCCCAAACUCCUUGAAUCCCUUUAUCUCCUUUUGCGCUUCGGUAAGAAUUUUGACCACCGAAAAUAAGACGACUUCUAAUUCGAGUCAUUUUACUGUUGAAUCAACUUUUUGUUGUAUUCAAUUCGACUUUGAGUGACAAAUUUAGGUCACAGUUUUGAUGAUUACGAAAACUUUGUAGUAGUAGAUUGUUGUUAUCAUUAUUCAAACAAGUUAACCCCGUUUGACCCUUCAGACUGAAAGGGUCAAAACCAUUGAAAUUAGGUCUCUUUGGGAAUUUAGGGAUUUUUUUUGAAUAUUUCUUGUUAAUUGGAAUUUGAUGGGGGAAAAGAGAUGAUGAGUUUGAGAAUUUGGAGUUACAUUGAACAGUUGUUUGACGGGGUGUACUGUUAUAAAUAAAUUGCGAUUUGUAAUGUGUAAGUAAUUUGUGAAAAAGAGAAAAUAUGGAGGGGAAGAUGAAGAAUGAUAAGGAUGUGAAGCGAUGUGAGGGUUGUAAUCCUGUGAAGAAACCUGGGCCGGUUUCUAUGGAACAUGUUUUGUUGGCCCUUCAAGAAACUAAGGAUGAGAGGGAGUUGAGGAUUCGUAGUCUGUUCAACUUUUUCGAUAAGGCGAGUACUGGGUUUUUGGACAAUGGCCAGAUUGAAACUGGAUUGUCCGCGCUUCAAAUUCCAUCGGAUUACAAGUAUGCUAGGGAUCUUUUGCAUGUUUGUGAUGCUAAUAAGGAUGGGCGAGUCGAUUAUGAGGAGUUCCGGAGGUACAUGGAUGAUAAAGAGCUUGAAUUGUAUCGGAUUUUCCAAACUAUUGAUGUGGAGCACAAUGGUUGCAUUUUGCCGGAAGAGCUCUACGAUGCACUUCUCAAAGCAGGGAUUGAGAUCAAUGACGAGGAACUUGCUCUUUUUGUUGAGCGUGUGGAUAAGGAUAAUGAUGGUGUCAUAACCUUUGAAGAAUGGCGAGACUUUCUUCUUCUUUAUCCUCAUGAAGUAACAAUUGCAAAUAUCUAUCAUUACUGGGAGAGGGUCUGUCUUGUUGAUAUCGGCGAACAAACUGUUAUACCAGAAGGUGUCAGUAAGCAUGUCCAUGCUGGCAGAUACUUAAUCGCAGGAGGUAUUGCGGGUGCUGCAUCCCGCACUGCUACUGCUCCUUUGGAUCGUUUGAAAGUGGGUUUGCAAGUUCAGACGACGGAUGCUCGUAUCAUGCCGGAAGUAAGGAGAAUAUGGAAAGAAGGAAAGGUUCCUGCAUUUUUUCGUGGCAAUGGAUUAAAUGUUGUGAAGGUGGCACCUGAAAGCGCCAUUAGAUUUUACACAUAUGAAUUGCUUAAAGGUGUCAUAAUGGAUGCUAGAGGAGGAGAAAAGGCUGAUAUUGGUGGUAUGGGUCGCCUUGUUGCUGGUGGCCUAGCUGGUGCUGUUGCGCAGACUACAAUUUAUCCAAUUGAUCUUGUGAAGACGAGGUUGCAGACAUUUGAAUGUCUGGAUGGAAAAGUACCUAGAAUAGGUGCGUUAACAAGGGAUAUAUGGGUGAAAGAAGGGUCACGAGCUUUCUACAAGGGCCUUUUCCCAUCUCUUUUAGGUAUAAUUCCUUACGCGGGCAUAGAUCUUGCUGCUUAUGAAACACUGAAGGAUAUGGCUAAAACACACCUUCUUCAUGAUAAUGAACCUGGACCUCUUGUGCAAUUGGGUUGUGGAACCAUAUCUGGUGCUGUCGGAGCAACUUGUGUUUAUCCAUUGCAGGUUGUCAGGACAAGAAUGCAAGCUAGCCAGUCAAAAGCUGGAAUGUCUGAAGUUUUCUGGACAACUUAUCAAAAGGAAAGAUUAAGGGGAUUUUACAAAGGAUUGUUUCCCAAUCUUUUAAAAGUGAUUCCAUCUGCAAGUAUUACUUAUUUGGCUUAUGAGGCCAUGAAGAAGCGGCUGGAGCUGGAAUAAGAUGUAGCUUUGCAAGAUGUUUUUACCUUGACAUGGCUAACUAUUUGGAUGAAAUUGGCGAUAUUGGUGCUCCGACAUGGAUGACCAGGAAUAAUGGGUUCGUAUUGAGUAGAUAUGUUAUUGUUUUGAUUAAAUACAUACCCCCAAAGCCCCUUAGAUUUCAUGGUAGAAUUGUGUAUUAAUUAAUGAUUUGAAUAUCUCUGUUCUCAAUCAAUGUUUCAUCAUGAUCGUAGUAUGAUCAGCAACGUAAUAGAAACAGCUGAUUACAAAUUUUGUAGUUACUUGAGGAAGUUUGCUUUCGUUAGAA
Molecule: messenger RNA, 2509 nt
Organism: Spinacia oleracea (spinach)
Lineage: Eukaryota; Viridiplantae; Streptophyta; Magnoliopsida; Caryophyllales; Amaranthaceae
Product: calcium-dependent mitochondrial ATP-magnesium/phosphate carrier protein 2
Exons: 4
Coding region: 727-2202 (491 amino acids)
Biological process (GO): transmembrane transport
Molecular function (GO): calcium ion binding
Source: RefSeq, a predicted model, not a curated record